AUGUCGACACUGUCGUCUACACGACCUACGCACGACAGUGCCGGGAACCCCCUCCCUGCUGUCCUGUGCCUGCAUGGCGGCGGCUCCAACUCGACCGUCUUCAAAAUUCAAUGCCGCCGCCUAAUCUGGAACCUGGAGAAACAAUUCCGCUUCGUCUUUGCCCAGGCCCCCAUCGAAGGUACCCCCGGCCACGGCAUGAUCCCUGUCUUCGCGUCCUGCGCCCCCUUUUACCGCUGGGUAACACGACGCUUUAAAUCUGGCGAAAGCGACGUCGAGCUUACCCCCACAGACGAAAUCCAGGCCGUCGACGAUAUUUUGCUCCGUGUCAUGCGGGAGAACGGUGGAAUAGAAUGCUUCAAGGGCGUCAUCGGCUUUUCACAGGGUGCGAGAUUGGUAUCUGGUUUGCUUCUACGACAGAAACGUGAGGAACGAGAUCUGGGGAGUUCGAAAUGGAAAUUCGCGUUCGGGGUUAUGAUUGGAGGGCCGUUCCCGCCUAUUGCUAUGGCAGAAGAAGUUGAUGUGAAGGAUUACGAGUUGUUGAGGACAGUUCCGACGGUGCACGCGUGGGGGAGGGAUGACCAUGUCAUGGAGGGAUGCAAGGCGUUGAAGGAGGCGUGUGAGAGUGACAAUUGUUUCCAGAUGGAUUUUGAGGGUGGGCAUCAUUUGCCGUUGAAGGAUGUAGAGGCCAAAGAUCUGUGUGAUUUGAUCAUGGCGGCGUGGUAUGCCAGUGGAGGGACCUAUAGGAUCAGUGCGGAUGAGAGAUAUUAG
Molecule: messenger RNA, 768 nt
Organism: Rhinocladiella mackenziei CBS 650.93
Lineage: Eukaryota; Fungi; Ascomycota; Eurotiomycetes; Chaetothyriales; Herpotrichiellaceae
Exons: 1
Coding region: 1-768 (255 amino acids)
Biological process (GO): secondary metabolite biosynthetic process
Cellular component (GO): nucleus; cytoplasm
Source: RefSeq, a predicted model, not a curated record